CAGGUUUCUUUCUUUUUAUAGGUUUCAACAUAACCCAUGAGUUUGGACCUCCGCUCUCUUACUUGUCUGUCUUAUCUGGCUGUAUUCAUAACUUACAUUGGUUUCUAUCCAGCUUCCAUGCUCAGUAAAGCAGAUGGUCUGCUUUGUCUCCCUUCUACUUUGGGAUUUCACUGGUACCUUUUUUUAGACUUUCCGAAGGGAAGUGGGGGAGCAUUCCUCUUGAUCAGUUAAUGUAAUCUGAUUUGUUAUAACAGAUGUGAAAUGCUAUCACUGGACUCCAAAGGUGCUGUACAUAACCCACAAAUCUGUUGUCAAGGAUAUUCUGGAGGUGGGAGGGGUGCGUGCAUUUUCUCCAGCCACACACACCCCAAGUGUCUUGUUGGGCAGGGGAAAGGUAAAAAGUCUUGUAUUCAAUUAAUUUGCCACAUUCCACAGUGCCAUAGUUCCUGUACAAUGUACUAGGAAAAGAAGUGAUCAUUAGGAAAAAAAGGGAAGCCCUCAUCAAAGGGAGGGGAACAGCCACAAUUCACGGGUAAGCAAACCUUUCUGGUAUUAAUUACAUUUCACAACCUUCAUUUCUGUUCCAGACCACUUUGCUUAUUUCUUUUUGAUUAUUCUUCCAUUGUCAACUCCGCGCAGUGACAUCGACUGAUGCAUGCAGAGGCUGUAAGGAUAUUUUGAGUCUUGAUUUAAGAGCUUGCCAAUCUGUUAAGACAACUACAAAUUUAAUUUUUUGAGACUUUGCAUUAGAGAGAUCUGGUUUCUGUUACCAGAGCCAACCCAUUGGAUCUGCAUGAACGUCAGAUAGCUUGUAACGAAGGAGAAGCUGCUUUUGUGACUGAGAUCUUUUUUUUUAACUGCUGGAUUUUUUUUCUGGACUGUUUCCAACAUGAAAUGGGACUUCACAAGGCAGAUUUUUCAAACCCAGCAGGUUAAAUACUUGCUGCAGUGUCCAGUGGUAGCAUUUCAUGCAAUGUAAAGCAAUUCAGCAUUUUAGUCUCAUGAGGACUGAACGGUAUACAGCCUGUAAUGGCCUAAUCCUGAAGCAUUGAGCUGCUAUCCCAUUGAAGUCAUUAAGAGUUCUGGGUGCUGAGUUUCUCUCUUGGGAUUGGGCCUUAGUCGCUGCAUGUAUAGUGCAGGUAGGAUGAGAACUGUCCAUCAUGGGCUCUGGACCAAUUGAUCCUCAUGAGCUCCUAAAAGGAUUAGAUUGCUUCUUGGGGAGAGAUGGAGAAGUCAAAAAUACAGAAGGAGUCACCAAGAUUUUCAACUUCAUGAAAGACGCCCAGAAAAUGGUCAGUCGCUGCAUCUACCUGAACAUCCUGUUGCAGACCCGGGCGCAAGACAUCCUGGCGAAGUUCAUCCGGGUUGGGGGUUACAAACUUCUCAACACUUGGCUCACCAGCUCCAAGGCAUCCAGCAAUGUGCCCCUGCUGCAGCAGAUCCUGCUCACGCUACAGCACCUGCCCCUCACUGUGGAUCACCUGAAGCAAAACAACACGGCGAAGCUGGUGAAGCAGCUUAGCAAGUCGAGCGAGGACGAAGAGCUCCGCAGACUGGCCUCCAUCCUCGUCAGCGACUGGAUGGGCGUCAUCCGCUCCCAGAGCAGCGCGCAGCCUGCAGAGCGAGACAAGAAAAAGCGGAAGGAGGAGAGUAAGAGCAAAGCACCUGUCCAGGAGAAGCCUCAGGAGGCCAAGGCAGAAGCCAAGGCUGAGGAGACACCGGAGAAGAAGAGAGAGAAGCCAAAAUCGCUACGCACCACAGCACCCAGCCAUGCCAAGUUCCGCUCCACUGGGUUGGAAUUGGAGACUCCCUCACUGGUUCCUCUAAAGAAGAACCCCAACGCUGUAGUGGUGUCUGAAAAAUACAACCUGAAGCCGAUGCCAAUAAAGAGACAGAGCACGUCCGCCCCCUCUGGAGACAACCCACCAGUAGAGAAGAAAUACAAGCCUCUGAACACCACCCCCAACAGCACCAAGGAAAUCAAAGUCAAGAUCAUCCCCGCGCAACCAAUGGAGGGCUUGGGCUUCCUGGAUGCCCUUAACUCUGCCCCCAUCCCAGGGAUCAAGAUCAAAAAGAAAAAGAAAGUCUUGUCUCCUACUGCAGCCAAGUCGAGCCCGUUUGAAGGGAAGCCAGCCCCAGAAGCGAGCACUGCUAAACCAUCCUCGCCAGAACCCGCUACUGCAUCCGAGCCGAUGGAGGUGGAUCGGCCCGGCACUCCUGUGCCGGCAGUAGAGGUCCCAGAGCUGAUGGAGACAGCCUCGUCCGAGCAGAACUCUGACGCCAAGCCACCCGAGAGUGCCGCUGACUCCACUCAACUUACCAAGAAGGGCAAGAAGAAGAAGACAGUGAGCUGGCCUGAAGAGAGCAAGCUGCGGGAGUACUUCUACUUCGAGCUGGAUGAGACUGAGCGAGUCAACGUGAACAAGAUCAAGGACUUUGGCGAGGCAGCCAAGCGGGAGAUGCUGAAGGAUCGGGAGGCCUUUGAGACGGCACGCCGGCUCAGCCACGACGCCAUGGAAGAGAAGGUGCCCUGGGUUUACCCCAAGCUCAUCGACCUGCCUAACCCUCUGGUGCAGCCAGGCAAUGGCAGCCGCGAGAAGUUCACCCAGGCCGAGAGGGAAAAGGGCAUCCUGCAGGAGAUCUUCCUGUCCAAGGAGAGCGUUCCAGACAGUCCCCACGAACCCGACCCGGAGUCCUACGAACCCCUGCCGCCCAAACUCAUCCCGCUCGACGAGGAAUGCACCAUGGACGAGGCCGCCUACCAGGAAGGACUCGACCCAGCCGCCGCCUCGCAGUCUCCCGAUGGAGCCGGGGCCUCCAAGCUGCCCCCAGUGCUGGCCAACCUGAUGGGGAGCAUGGGGGCCGGCAAGAGCCCUCAGGGCCCCAACCCCAGCUCCUCCAUGAACGUGCAGGAGAUCCUCACCUCUAUCAUGGGCGGGCCCAACAACCACAAGACAGAGGAGCUAAUGAAGCAGCCGGAUUACUCGGACAAGAUCAAACACUUGCUUGGCAACCUCCAGACACAGCCCCCGGGGCCCUCAGGAGUGCCCCACGGGCUGCUGGGCCCAGGGCCCCUCGCCAAUGGAUUCCCACCUGGACCAAAGAACAUGCAGCAUUUCCCUCCCGGGGGGCCAGGACCCAUGCCUGGUCCCCACGGUGGCCCUGGGGGUCCCAACAUGCCCCCAGGUCCUGGCAUGCCUGGCGGGCCCAGGAUGAUGGGCCCUCCACCUCCCCAGCGAGGCGAGUUCUGGGAUCCCCCUGAUGGCGGCAUGCGGGGAAACCCCCACGGGGGUAUGCGAGGGGGUGGCCCCGGCCCGGGGCCUGGACCAGGCCCUUUCCACCGGGGACGAGGCGGGGAGCCCCCCUUCCGGGGACGAGGAGGCGGCGGGCGCAGCGGCGGCCCCCCCAAUGGCAGAGGCGGGCCCCCUAACAACGGCAUGGGUGGAGGAGGCGGCCACGGCGGCGGCGGCCAUGGUGGAGGCCACGGAGGCCAUGGUGGAGGCCACGGCAGGGGCCACGGCGGCCAUGGUGGGGGCCACGGAGGCGGCGGCCAUGGUGGGGGCCACGGAGGCGGCGGCCAUGGAGGUGGCCACGGAGGAGAUCACGGCAGAGGCCACCCAGGGGAUCACGGCCGGGGUCAUGGUGGAGGCCACGGAGGAGACAUGUCGAGCCGCCCCGUGUGUCGCCACUUCAUGUUGAAAGGCAGCUGCAGGUACGAGAACAACUGUGCCUUCUACCAUCCCGGAGUGAAUGGGCCGCCCCUGCCGUAGCGCCUGGGGCCCUCCCUCCACCCCGCCGACACCCCGUGAAACCGCCCAACACAGCUGCCCCCCCCUUCACGGACUCUGGGGUGCCCGCUGUCGGACUUGGGCUCUGAAUCCACCAUUUAUGGCUUCUGUGAGGCCUUGUAACGCCCAGGGGGGAGGAGCAACCCCCCCCACGGCUGCUGCUACUGAGGAACCACUGCGGCGGGGGGAAUUUCCCCCCCGCCACUCCGCUCCCUCCUGUGUUGUUUUAAUCUGAUGGAGGCGCUGAUGGGACCUGACUCUGCGCCCCCCAGUGACUUUUUGCAAGCACAAGAGCUGCUGUCUGCUCUGGGACCUGGGGGCGAGGGGGGGCAAAGUGGGUUGUUACCACUGUGUGUAUCUCUGUGGAACCAGCAAAGGUGUAAAGAGGGCGUUGCCCAGCUGCCCCACCCGGCUCCGGGCUGUGAUCUGUCCGCGGGUUCGCCAGCUGCAGACCUACUCUGAAGACAUUUUGCCUGGGGAGCCUUGGCCCUGAGGUGCAGCCGGCCACCCCAUCCGGCUCCCCCAGAAAUACUGCCUUCCCGGGGCACGUGGCCAGGAGACUUCUCCCUCCAUCUGGCAGCAGCAGGAUACCAGUCCUUCUGUUGGGGAGGAGAGGGAUCCCUUAACCACUGCCCCCCAUCCACUGAGCAAAGGGGGUGCUUGUUAACUUCACCCCCUCCAUGGGGUCAUCCCCCCCAUGUGUGUGAACAAGUGAGAUCAGAGCUUCUCCCCUUGCUGUAAAUACCCUUCCCCAUCCCACUGACGACUGCAGACACGUGACUCCCCUUGGUGCUAGCGAGUCGUUGGAAGUGGGGGGGACAUGAAGCUGUUUUCUGUGAAAACGGAUGGACUUUAUUGCUGUUGGCAUCUGGGGGCUUGGUUUGUUUCCUUUCCAUUGUUUUAUUUUUUUACGGUCUCUCCCUGAGACAUGGACUGUCCUCCCCCCACCCCACCCCACUGGUGCAGCCUCCCCCUUUUGUUUUGUAUAUUUUGUACAUUAGUAAUAAACAUGGUGAUUAAAAAAAUGGAUCAUCUAAUUUAA
Molecule: messenger RNA, 4830 nt
Organism: Caretta caretta (loggerhead turtle)
Lineage: Eukaryota; Metazoa; Chordata; Testudines; Cheloniidae
Source: RefSeq, a predicted model, not a curated record